AUGGAAGGUCGUCACGGUACAGUGAUAGAAGGUCGUCACGGUACAGUGAUAGAAGGUCGUCACGGUACAGUGAUGGAAGGUCGUCACGGUACAGUGAUAGAAGGUCGUCACGGUACAGUGAUAGAAGGUCGUCACGGUACAGUGAUAGAAGGUCGUCACGGAACAGUGAUAGAAGGUCGUCACGGUACAGUGAUGGAAGGUCGUCACGGUACAGUGAUAGAAGGUCGUCACGGUACAGUGAUAGAAGGUCGUCACGGAACAGUGAUAGAAGGUCGUCACGGUACAGUGAUAGAAGGUUGUCACGGUACAGUGAUAGAAGGUUGUCACGGUACAGUGAUAGAAGGUCGUCACGGUACAGUGAUGGAAGGUCGUCACGGUACAGUGAUAGAAGGUUGUCACGGUACAGUGAUAGAAGGUCGUCACGGUACAGUGAUAGAAGGUCGUCACGGUACAGUGAUAGAAGGUUGUCACGGUACAGUGAUAGAAGGUCGUCACGGUACAGUGAUAGAAGGUCGUCACGGUACAGUGAUAGAAGGUUGUCACGGUACAGUGAUAGAAGGUUGUCACGGUACAGUGAUAGAAGGUCGUCACGGUACAGUGAUAGAAGGUCGUCACGGUGGAGUGAUAGAAGGUCGUCACGGUACAGUGAUAGAAGGUCGUCACGGUUUCAGUGAUAGAAGGUUCGUCACGAACAGUGAUAGAAGGUCGUCACGGAACAGUGAUAGAAGGUCGUCACGGAACAGUGAUAGAAGGUCGUCACGGUACAGUGAUAGAAGGUCGUCACGGUACAGUGAUAGAAGGUCGUCACGGUACAGUGAUAGAAGGUCGUCACGGUACAGUGAUAGAAGGUUGUCACGGUACAGUGAUAGAAGGUCGUCACGGUACAGUGAUAGAAGGUCGUCACGGUACAGUGAUAGAAGGUUGUCACGGUACAGUGAUAGAAGGUUGUCACGGUACAGUGAUAGAAGGUUGUCACGGUACAGUGAUAGAAGAUUGUCACGGUACAGUGAUAGGUCGUCACGGUACAGUGAUAGAAGGUUGUCACGGUACAGUGAUAGAAGGUCGUCACGGUACAGUGAUAGAAGGUCGUCACGGUACAGUGAUAGAAGGUUGUCACGGUACAGUGAUAGAAGGUCGUCACGGUACAGUGAUAGAAGGUCGUCACGGUGCAGUGAUAGAAGGUCGUCACGGUACAGUGAUAGAAGGUCGUCACGGUACAGUGAUAGAAGGUCGUCACGGUACAGUGAUAGAAGGUCGUCCCGGAACAGUGAUGGAAGGUCGUCAGGGGACGGUCAUAAAAGGUCUCCGGAACGUGAUAGAAGGCCGGUCAUUUUUAACAGUGAUAGAAGGGCGUCACGGUUUACAGUGAUAAAAGGUUUUGUCACGGGCGUUUUUAAAAAUUACACAGUGAGGUCUGAAAACUGUAAGGAACCUAUCGUCAAUGGAGAUGUUAACCUCAAGGCGAAUGUAGUGGGACAUCUAGUUCAAACCACCGCCCACAGUCUUCACACCCCACCUGUAAAACUCUCUGUGCGUCCACGUUCCUCCUCUGCAGUUCGCGUCUCCACGUUGAGCACACCUGAGCCAUCUGUGCUUCAGUCACGUGAGAGCAAUCUUUAUCAUUCGGUCCAGUCGGUACCAGCGUCGACACAGUCUGGUCCAGUUGCCAGCUCACAAUCUCACCAUUCCCAGCUCUCGCGGGGCCAGUCAUACCAGGGUCACCCUCAUGAAGAACUGUCUUCCUCACCACAACCAGACGAUCAGAAACUACUGACGGUAUCACGUCCAGGUUAUUUAGAGUUUACUCCAACACAAACGCAAGUACCAACACUCUCUCCUUCACCCAUCUAUACGCAAGUACCCGCUGCAUGUACUCCCUCUCCUCCACACACUCCUUCACCCACACAAGCGCCCACACAAGCGCCCACACAAGCGCCCACACGUACCUUCUCACCCACACGCACUAUCUCAUCAACACAAACUGCAUCACCCACUCACACUCAUAAGCCUACACACACUCCCUCAUUCACAGAAGCACCCCCACUCUCUCCUUCACCCACACACACACUCUCACCUGUACACAUUCCUUCACUCACUCACUCUCCCUCACCUGUACACACUUUUUCACCCACACAUUCUCCCUCAUCACUUGUACACAAUCCUUCACCCACACACUCUCCCUCACUUGUACACACUCCUUCACAUAAACAGAGACAGACUUUUGCCAGGGCACCAGUUCCUGUACCCCGCACACGCUUAUCACUGUCGCAGCAGACAUCACCGUCAACCUCACAGUCCUCCACCCCUCACACCUCACAAUCCUCCACCCCUCACGCCUCAGAGCCCUCCACUCCUCACGCCUCAGAGCCCUCCACUCCUCACGCCUCAGAGCCCUCCACUCCUCACGCCUCGCAGCCCUCCACCCCUCACACUUCACCCCGCUUCACUCCUCACACCCCCAGCCUACACAACACCUCACAGCACAAUAUGCGGCACCAAUCCACUCACACCCUUCCAGACUCCUUCUGUCCUACCACACAACAAUUCAGCUACAGCAUGUCUGAGCCCCAGGCUGUCAACACCUCACAAUCGUCAAGAUCCACCAUCUACACCACCUCACACCCCUCCACCACCCCGCAACCCUCAGUGAACACCACUCCACACCUCUCCUCUCACAAUGCCCUACAACCCUCAAGACACUUCACUUCACAACUCUCCAGCAAUAACACCUCACAACCCUCCACCCAAACUACCAUGAAGCCCUCCACUCACUUCCACCGUGCCUCCAUAGCACAACUGUCAGACACUAUCAAGCAACACCCUGCUCUUCGAAACUCGCCACACCCUACACAAUACACCUUGCAAAACCCCGCCUACGCCACGUCACAUAACCCAUACUAUCGCGCUCUUCUCAGCUCUGCGUGUAUUCAAAAGCCAUCAAAAUAUAUCUCGUCUGAUCACCAAGAAAACAUUACUAAGCCAGUACCCCAAAUCAUCUAUGACACAAAUAAAGUAGUUUACCCACAAACACUCAAUAAAGAAAACAAAGGGAAAUCAAGCUGGAAGAAAACGGCAUUCAACGAGAGGGGAAACAAAGUAAAUAUUUUAAUGACCAGAGGGGACAGUUACUCGGAGCACAAUAUCGUCUUAAACAGUCACGUGACGUCGACCGCACCCACAGUCACAGUCAGGAAAAUCACGCUACCAGCCUCUGCCCCGGCAAGGUGCUCUCCUUCGCCAACGCCAUCUUGUGCCUCCUCCAGUUGUUCGUUCGGGUCAUCAGGCAGCUCCUCCGGCUGCUACUCUGGGUCGCCAUCGCCCACACCUACGCCCUCGCCCGUAAGGAUAAGGUCGUCGGGAGUCCCAACAGAUCUAUAAAGUUGUAGUGGUA
Messenger RNA from Cherax quadricarinatus, 3391 nucleotides. The record is from RefSeq and is a predicted model, not a curated record. NCBI's taxonomy places the organism in Eukaryota, Metazoa, Arthropoda, Malacostraca, Decapoda, Parastacidae.